This is a messenger RNA of Sinocyclocheilus rhinocerous, 3673 nucleotides long. RefSeq names its product lysyl oxidase homolog 3-like. NCBI's taxonomy places the organism in Eukaryota, Metazoa, Chordata, Actinopteri, Cypriniformes, Cyprinidae. Gene Ontology annotation, molecular function: copper ion binding; protein-lysine 6-oxidase activity. Gene Ontology annotation, cellular component: membrane. The coding region runs from base 436 to 2991 and encodes 851 amino acids. Gene Ontology annotation, biological process: collagen fibril organization; peptidyl-lysine oxidation. The record is from RefSeq and is a predicted model, not a curated record. The transcript has 17 exons.
UUCACGAAGAUCAGAAUCCCCCAGCAUGUAUUUUUACAAACGUAGUACGUGCCUGAGCAGAAGAAAGUUCCAUUAUGCAAGUAGGAAAAUCUUUUCCUGAACUGUGAAAGGGCUAUGUGUUUUUCCUAAAAUAAAUCCUGCCCCUUUUCAUUCGUGUGAAGUCGUCCACGAGUCAGCUCCACCUCUCCCCCUGUGCCCCCGUCUUCCAUCGCUCUCUCUCCCACCCGCACGACUGUCUAGCUGGCAAUUCACUGCCGUUACAGCCCGUUAUCUCUGCUGCUCAUUAGACGCUUUUCUUUGCUUCGUGCAAGGUCUGGGUUCUGCAGCAGGUACUCAAGUCUUUUCUGAAUGCUUUUCUGGUUCUGUGCAUAAAUAUAAACUGCAUGAAACUGUGUGCCAAGACUGUGGAGAGACCGCUUAACUUGAGAGCCGCACAUGGAGCUGUGUCAGUGGUGGCGACACAUUGUUGUCUUCCUACUUCAUGCUUGGAUUCCAUCAUGCUUUGCCCAAACCACACCGCCAGUGCGCUCGAGCCCCACACCGACCCCUCAGACAGCAGAAGGCCCGGAGACACUGAAGUUCCGUCUGUCUGGCUUCCCCAGGAAACACAAUGAGGGCCGAAUUGAAGUGUUUUAUAAAGGCGAAUGGGGAACCAUCUGUGAUGAUGACUUCUCGCUGGCCAAUGCCCAUGUCCUCUGUCGCCAGCUGGGCUUCGUGUCUGCCACGGGCUGGACUCACAGCGCCAAGUAUGGCAAGGGCACAGGUAAGAUUUGGCUUGACAAUGUGCAGUGCAGUGGCAGUGAGAGGAGCGUGUCAGUGUGUAAAUCUCGUGGCUGGGGUAACAGUGACUGCACUCAUGAUGAGGACGCUGGAGUGAUCUGUAAAGAUGAGAGACUGCUGGGAUACGUGGACUCCAAUGUUAUAGAGGUGCAGGUAGAUGAGAAUAAAGUAGAGGAGGUGCGUUUGCGUCCUGUGUUCACCAUAGCGACUAAGCGGAUGCCUGUCACUGAGGGGGUGGUGGAAGUCAAGAAUAAAGACGGAUGGGCUCAGAUCUGUGAUAAUGGCUGGACACCCAAAAAUUCACAUGUGGUUUGCGGCAUGAUGGGAUUCCCCCACGAGAAGAAGGUCAACAAGAACUUCUACAAGCAUCUCAGAAAGAGAUCUGCUGAGCCAAAAUCUAAAGUUAAAGUAACAGCGGCCAGGCAGGAGCCCAAAGCUAAGGCUAUCACUAAAACUAGCACUAAGCCUAAACCGGGCAAAUCAGCUGCAGCUAAAAGGCUGUAUGCUGAACGGCAGAAGAAUCACUUCCUGGUUCAUUCAGUGGCAUGCUCAGGCACAGAAGUACACUUGGCUGCAUGUCCUCUGGAGUUUAACUAUGGCAAUGCCACAGAGUCGUGUCCUGGAGGAAUGCCUGCUGUGGUCAGCUGUGUGCCCGGUCCACUGUACGCACAGAGCACUGCCAUGAGGAAGAAACUCAAGAUGCCGUCUACUAUACGGCUGAAGGGUGGAGCGAAAUAUGGUGAGGGCCGUGUCGAGGUGUUGAAGGGCAGUGAAUGGGGGACGAUUUGUGAUGAUCGCUGGAACCUGCUCUCUGCCAACGUCGUAUGCAGAGAACUGGGCUUCGGCUCUGCCAAAGAAGCCCUCACGGGUGCCCGCAUGGGACAAGGGCUGGGGCCUAUCCAUAUGAAUGAGGUGCAGUGCACAGGUCAUGAGCGCUCCCUGUGGAACUGCCGCUAUAAAAACAUCACAGCGGAGGACUGCAAACACACUGAAGAUGCUUCAGUUCGCUGUAAUGUUCCAUAUAUGGGCUAUGAGAAAACGGUGCGCAUCUUAGGGGGCCGAACUCGCUACGAGGGCCGUGUGGAGGUGUUAUAUACUGAGACUAACGGGACGCUGCGCUGGGGCCUGAUCUGUGGAGAAGGCUGGGGAACUGAGGAGGCCAUGGUUGUGUGCAGGCAGCUGGGCCUCGGGUACGCCAACCAUGGCCUACAAGUGCGUCUGUCAGGUGGGCGCUCGCAGUAUGAAGGGCGAGUGGAGGUGCGGGUGGGGCAGCGGUGGGGCAGUGUAUGCAGUGAGGGCUGGACCACCAAAGAGGCCAUGGUGGCAUGCAGGCAGCUAGGGCUGGGGUUCAGCAUGCAUGCUAUUACAGAAACAUGGUAUUGGGACAGCAGUAAUGUGACAGAGAUGGUUAUGAGUGGAGUGAAAUGUACAGGAGAUGAGAUGUCUCUCAACCAGUGCCAACACCACAGAACGAUCAGCUGCCAGAAAGCAGCAGCACGGUUCUCUGCAGGAGUUAUCUGCUCAGAAACUGCAUCUGAUCUAGUGCUGAACGCACCGCUAGUGCAGCAGACGACGUAUAUAGAGGACCGGCCGUUACACAUGCUGUACUGUGCAGCAGAGGAGGACUGUCUGUCCAAGAGCGCCGCUAAAGCUAACUGGCCUUACGGUCACCGCCGCCUGCUCCGCUUCUCCUCACAGAUACACAACAUCGGACGGGCUGACUUUAGACCUAAAGCAGGCCGUCACUCGUGGGUCUGGCACGCAUGUCACGGGCAUUAUCAUAGUAUGGACAUCUUCACACACUAUGACCUGAUGUCUGCCAAUGGCACUAAAGUGGCAGAAGGACACAAAGCCAGCUUCUGCCUGGAGGACACAGAUUGUGACGAGGGUGUUUCCAAGAGAUAUGAGUGUGCUAACUUUGGUGAGCAGGGCAUCACAGUGGGAUGCUGGGAUUUGUAUCGUCAUGACAUUGAUUGCCAGUGGAUCGAUAUUACUGAUGUCAAACCAGGAAAUUAUAUCCUUCAGGUUGUGAUAAAUCCUAACUAUGAGGUUGCUGAGAGUGACUUCACAAACAAUGCCAUGAAAUGUAACUGCAAAUAUGAUGGGCACAGGAUCUGGGUCCAUAACUGCCAUAUUGGUGAUGCUUUCAGUGAGGAGGCUGAGAAGAAGUUUGAGAAAUACCCUGGACAACUUAACAACCAGAUCUCAUAAUCCUAUCACCAGAUUGAUCUAAUUAGCAUAUUGAGACAAUUUUAAUGUGUAGGUUAAUCCAGAGUAAAAUAUUUAUUCAUUCAAACCAGCCAUAAACUAAUUAACUUCUCACAUUGCAAUUACAGAAAUCCUAAAAUCUACAGUAUCCAAAGUUUUUACACCAAGAGUAUAGCUGUAUUGACAUUACCUAUAAUUUUGUAUGAAAACAGAACUCCAAAAAACACUCUGGGCUACUGAGUCUGGCUUGAGUAGUGUGAAGAUUAGAUUGCUCAGGCCGUGCAGUAGUACAGCCUGCCGUAUGUGUUUACAGUGCAAUCAGGUGCUUAUUUUCUGAAAGGUUUAAAAAGCCUUGUCGAUGUAUCACACAGCUCGUGUGCUGCUGUCUCUGUGAGUUAAACAUACUUGAAUGUUUUGUACUCCAGAUGAGCAUUCAUGUUUAAAAGCUGUUGCAAAGUGUGAAUGUACCUUAUGCUUCAAAGCUCUGACUCAACUCCUAUUUUAUUUUCAAACGCUCUUUCAUGUAUGACUUGUUAAAUCUUCAGUGCUGUGUUUUUACACGCUGUCCUAGAUUUGUCUUUUUACUGAACUGGUUAUGCAUUCAUGUGUUCAGCUACAGUAAAAUAUUUCAUGUCACAUGCAACUCUGUUAAAGAUGAAAAAUAAAGUGUUAUUUAAAGUUGUAA